Messenger RNA from Schistosoma guineensis, 273 nucleotides. The record is from the annotation of a GenBank genome assembly. Lineage: Eukaryota; Metazoa; Platyhelminthes; Trematoda; Strigeidida; Schistosomatidae.
AUGGCUGAAGAAACCGUCAAGAAACGUAGACCGUUCAAGAAGUUCUUCUAUCGAGGUGUUGAUUUAGACCAGCUUCUGGAUAUGAACUUGGAUCAGUUAGCCCAGCUGAUGCCUGCUCGGAUACGCAGAAGAAUUAAAAAAAAACUUCGUAAUAAACACAUGACGCUUCUAAAAAAGCUUAGGAAAAGCAAGAAAGAAUGUCCUUUUGGUGAAAAGCCGGCUAGAUAUGAUUGUUCUUCCAGAGAUGAUCGGAUCAGUUGUUGGUGUUUAUAA